Messenger RNA from Oncorhynchus gorbuscha (pink salmon), 1944 nucleotides. Its product is annotated as glutamate--cysteine ligase regulatory subunit-like. The transcript has 7 exons. The record is from RefSeq and is a predicted model, not a curated record. Gene Ontology annotation, biological process: glutathione biosynthetic process. Gene Ontology annotation, cellular component: glutamate-cysteine ligase complex. NCBI's taxonomy places the organism in Eukaryota, Metazoa, Chordata, Actinopteri, Salmoniformes, Salmonidae. Gene Ontology annotation, molecular function: glutamate-cysteine ligase catalytic subunit binding; enzyme regulator activity. Bases 202 to 1026 code for a protein of 274 amino acids.
CAGUUACAAGGUGGGCGUGCUCAUAGCGCUAGUUUCCACCAGCAAAAUAAACUACCGGUACAUAUGCAAUUCACAGAGGUACUGUUUUUGAAACGCGGUGAGUCCUGUCGCUAACUGCAGAAUUAAAUAACUGGAUAAGUUGCUGGAUAGCUUAAAAGGACGUUUCACUACUAUAUAUUUACUUACAACCAAGGACACCACAUGGACACUCACACCACCAGUGCUAAAGUGCUUCUCAACCAUGCUACGACAUUGAAUCUGCACACGGGGAAUUUAGUAAACCGUAGCCGUCUCAAGAAGAAAUGUCCGUCUUCACCUAGUGAAGAGAUUCAAGACUGUGUUCGCGCUACACUUAGUGAGUGGUUUGCCACGAUACCACCACCAACUUCACCAACGGACUUACCAGACACAAUUGACUGCUCCAUCCCUCAAGCUACAGAAGCAAUCACACCUGAGGAGAGGGAGGAGCUGAAAGUUUCAGUCAAACUAUUUAUUUGCGAGGCAGACCUCUCUUCAAUCAAAGAUGCAGUGGAUAAGGCUUGCCAGGCCCUGGCUGUUUCCCAGCUGGACUCAGUGAUCAUUGCGCCCCCUGCUCUGCCUGAGGAAGUGAGCCAGACCCUGGACAACCUGCAGCCUGCCUGGAGUGAACUGGAAGGUCUGGUGCAAAGCCACAAGAUCGCUACCAUCGGCACCUCCGACCUGGACAAGGAGCUCCUGGAGCAGCUCUACAACUGGGCCCAGGUGAAACCCAGUAGUAACCAGGUGAAUCUGGCCUCCUGCUGUGUGAUGCCCCCUGACCUGACUGCUUUUGCAAAGGAGUUUGACAUUCAGCUACUGACUCAUAAUGACCCAAAAGAACUGAUUACUGCUGCGAGCUUCCAGGAAGCAGUGCAGGAGAGCACUCAGGACCUGAAGGUGGCAGACUGGAGGUUGGAGUGGGUUUUGCGUUACUCCAUCAUAGUCAAAAGCAGGGGGAUCAUCAAAGCAAAAGGCUACCUUGUUCACGCAAAGAGAAGCAGCCUGUAGCAUGUCCUCUGAAAACCAGUUGUUCAGAUGUUAUUCAUGACCAAUGCAUUCAUAGUAAUGAAACCACUUACCCUUCUGCAUUGCAGUGGAAGCUGUGUUUUAAAGACUGAUAGGUAGCUAAACUUUUAUCCAACAUGGUUUCAAAGUGGAUUUUUCUCCUUUUCUCCCCGCAUCUACUUUAUUUUGCUGUAUCAAGGAUUAUGGGGUAUUAUGAAAAAAUGAUGCAUUGGUACCACAUAAUUUGUAUUUUAGUACAAUGGCAGAAUUAUUCAAAAGCAGUUUAAAGGGGAAACACAGCCUCUAACCCACUAUGGAAAUGUCCUAUGAUAUUUUUACAUUGUAAAUUUGGAUCUGUUGUUAAAGCUUGAGUCAUAUGUAAAGUCCUAGUGCUCUCUGAUGUGUAUGAGCAGCUUCUACUGUAUAAUACUGGCACCCUCUAUUGGCAAUGGGGGGGAUUAAGGCCUAAUUACAAUUGACAUUUAUGGUUAGUUCAGAAACUAUUUUUGAUUGUGUACACAUUUUAUUUGAAACAAAUCUAGUGAUACUUUAUGGAUGUUAGUAUUGUCAUGUCAAACAUUUUAAUAUAUGUUUAAAGCCCUGUACUUACUGAGAAUAUACUAGGACAGUGGUUCCCAAACUGUGGGGUGCGCCUCCUCGGGUUUAAAUUAGUAGGCUCAGCACCUUUAUUGUGUACAUAAUAGCACUGAAAAAUUCCAGAUUGGCAUGGAAAAUGAAUUACAAGCUCUGAAGUGUCUGGAUUGAUAAUGCCUUAUUCAUCAUGGCUUUUCUUCCAGACAUUGUCCAAAAAGUUUGAUUUCUCUCUUGUACUGUAAUUAAAAUGUUGCUAUUUUCUGUAUAUCAUGUCCUAGAAUUGGGUUUAUUAAAUGAUGAAAGACUUAAGUGUUAUUUUAAAAUGAA